This is a messenger RNA of Oryza sativa Japonica Group (Japanese rice), 1715 nucleotides long. Its product is annotated as pollen-specific leucine-rich repeat extensin-like protein 1. NCBI's taxonomy places the organism in Eukaryota, Viridiplantae, Streptophyta, Magnoliopsida, Poales, Poaceae. The record is from RefSeq and is a predicted model, not a curated record.
CCUGGCUUUCCCGGGCUAUAAAACCCCAGCCACCCUUCCAUCCAUUGGCACAAGAUCACAGAAGCUCACAGUUCAGUUCUACCACGUACAACAGCAGAAGUGAGAGAGGGAGAAGAAGACAAGGGAAGAGGAGGAGCUUAGCUAGCCAGCCAUGGCGAGGCGCUCUCCUUGCCUCGCCGUCGCCAUGCUCCUGCUUGGGGCGUUGGCGGUGGCGAGCGCCUUCAUUGAUGAAGCGGCGGCUGCUGGCCGGGGGCUCGGCCAUGGCGCCCGCUUCAUGAGCAAGCAGGGUCGUGUGACAUACGAGAAGCUGCCGGAGCCGGAGCCGAAGCCAAAGCCAAAGCCUCAUCCUAAACCCACGCCAAAACCUGAGCCCAAGCCAGAGCCGGAGCCAAAACCAGUACCUGAGCCUGAGCCUAAACCGGAACCAAAGCCAGAACCAAAACCUGAGCCUAAGCCUGAACCUAAACCAUACCCAGAGCCAAAACCGGAGCCGAAGCCAGAGCCAAAACCUGAGCCGGAGCCUAAACCUGAGCCUAAGCCAGAACCAAAACCAGAACCAAAGCCGUACCCAGAGCCGAAGCCAGAGCCAAAACCGGAACCGAAGCCGGAACCAAAACCGGAGCCCAAACCAAAGCCAGAGCCCAAACCACACCCAGAACCAAAGCCUGAUCCGAAACCUGAGCCUAAGCCACACCCAGAGCCUGAGCCUAAGCCUGAACCUAAGCCUGAGCCCAAGCCACACCCUGAGCCUGAACCAAAGCCUGAGCCUAAGCCUGAGCCAAAGCCAGAACCAAAGCCGGAGCCAAAACCUGAACCAAAACCAAAGCCAAAGCCAGAGCCAAAGCCAAAGCCUGAGCCCAAGCCAUACCCUGAGCCUAAGCCUAAGCCUGAACCAAAGCCUGAGCCUAAGCCUGAGCCAAAGCCAGAACCAAAGCCGGAGCCAAAACCUGAACCAAAACCAGAGCCAAAGCCAGAGCCAAAGCCAAAGCCUGAGCCCAAGCCACACCCUAAGCCUGAGCCUAAGCCUGAGCCCAAGCCAGAACCAAAGCCAGAGCCAAAACCUGAACCAAAACCAGAGCCAAAACCAGAGCCUGAACCGAAGCCUGAGCCAAAGCCUGAACCAAAACCAGAGCCCAAACCAUAUCCAGAGCCUAAACCGGAUCCCAAACCAGAACCCAAACCACACCCAGAACCAAAGCCAGAGCCCAAGCCACAGCCGGAGCCAAAACCAGAGCCGAAGCCUGAACCUAAACCAGAGCCUAAGCCCGAACCAAAACCGGAGCCUAAACCAUACCCAGAGCCAAAGCCUGAACCGAAACCUAAGCCUAAGCCUGAGCCAAAACCUGAAGCACCUCCGAAGAAGCACAAGCCGCCGCACAUACCGCCAGCGACCGACCAGUGACGGCGAUCACCGGAGACCGAGCACUUGCUGCUGCACGAUUGAGGCAUUGACGACAUUAUUUCGCCAGAGGGAGGAGCGAGCGAGUCACUACACUGUACCGUUUCUGGAAUAAAGUGAUGAGCUAGCUUUCUGCUUGCUUUUUUUCCCUUUUAUUUCACGUUGUUUUUUCAGAUGUGCCACUGCUAGCUAGUGUAAUUAAAUUAUUUCUUAUGUAUCUACUGCCAUUUUUAUUACCGUGUCUGUGGCAUUCUUUUCUACUUAGUAGUGUAUAUAAAUAAUAAUAUAUAUGUGUGUGCAUCUUCUAUGCUGUCCA